Messenger RNA from Lottia gigantea (owl limpet), 180 nucleotides. RefSeq lists its product as hypothetical. The transcript has a single exon. Gene Ontology annotation, cellular component: nucleus. The record is from RefSeq and is a predicted model, not a curated record. Gene Ontology annotation, biological process: epidermal cell differentiation; regulation of transcription by RNA polymerase II. NCBI's taxonomy places the organism in Eukaryota, Metazoa, Mollusca, Gastropoda, Lottiidae. The annotation marks the transcript as partial. Gene Ontology annotation, molecular function: DNA-binding transcription factor activity, RNA polymerase II-specific; RNA polymerase II cis-regulatory region sequence-specific DNA binding.
GAAAACACCAAGUUUAAAUGUCCCAUUUGUUUGAAAGAGUUUGCUCUGUUGCGACUACUAAACCGUCACGUGAAGAACCACAGCGACAUCAAACGAUAUCUAUGCACCUUCUGUGGCAAGGGUUUUAAUGAUACCUUUGAUUUGAAACGACACACGAGAAUUCACACAGGUGGGUGCUGA